GAAGAACUAUUCAGUAAUAAAACAGGGAAACGUCAAUAAUAUAUUAAAUUGGUUGUGAGUGAAAAAAAGGCGAAAAUAAUUAAAUAAGUUAUUUAUAAACCAGUCGUAAAGUGAUCUUCUCAAAGAAUACCAACAAAACAUGGGUUCUGAAGAUGUAGAGAUUAGUUCUGGAGAUAAAAUCCAGAAAGGAUUCCAAAUAAAUUAUAUGAUCCUGCGCGACGCGGAUUCGGGAAAAGUAAUUUGGCAAGAAAACAAGGAUUUCUCUUCGCCAGAUGUUGAGCAUGAGGCUCGUGUGCCAAUCAAAAUAUUGGAUUUGCGUGCAGUGUCCCGCGAAAUAAAUUUCAGCACCAUUGAGCCGAUGGAAAAUUUUCGUCUUGAUCAAAAGGUGCUUUUCAAAGGACGUAUAAUGGAAGAAUGGUUUUUCGAAAUGGGUUGGGUAGGUGCAAACACAACAAACACUUGGCAAUCUACAAUUGAAGCAGCGCCGGAAUCACAGAUGAUGCCAGCCAAGGUAUUAAAUGGCAAUGUCACAAUUCAAACCAGUUUCUAUGACAACGACACACUUAUCACCAAAUCAAUUGUGCGCCUCUACUAUAUAUAAGCAAAUAAGUAACAACGCGACCGCGCUUCUCAUCGUAAACGCCCACACAUGGUGUACUUUUGGCUUUGUGAAUUUCGAUUUCCCAAUAAAUUCCGAUGGUGACGCAUUUAAGCGGUUUCGGGCCAAGGCUGUUUAACUUUACCGCAGAUAUUGAUUAAUUUAAUUAUGGUUCCGCUUCCAGUGAGCGGUGGUUGAAAACCGAAGGCAGAGAUUACUUUAUGCACUAAUAUAAGGAACUAUCAUAAUCAUUAAAUCUGUACAUGAAUCAAUCAAUCCCAAAAAUAGAGCAUUUGGCUACUGUAAUUGUUAUUAAUAUUUAAGUAGAUAUAUAUGACCCAAUAACGUACUAAUUUUACAUGCAGCAUGUAAUAAGUGAAUCUUCGCUGCAAAAACGCAAUUUUGUAUUUGCAAUGCAAACUGCAAGGCAAGCGGGUGGAUAGGAAGUUGUCAUUUUAUUUAUAACAUUUUAAGUGUUUUGAUUAUAUCAGACUAAGCACCUCUUGUAUGCUUGAUAGUGAGUUGAUCAAACCAUUACUGCAUACAUAGUGCAUAAGUACGUAUAAAUGCUUAUGCAUUUAACAAAUAGUCUAUCCUAAAAUGUAACUGAAACAUUAUUAAAAUUAAAAAUAUAAUUAAUUAAUAACAAGA
This is a messenger RNA of Anastrepha ludens (Mexican fruit fly), 1249 nucleotides long. RefSeq names its product probable cGMP 3',5'-cyclic phosphodiesterase subunit delta (gene PrBP). Gene Ontology annotation, cellular component: cytoplasm. The record is from RefSeq and is a predicted model, not a curated record. The coding region runs from base 140 to 601 and encodes 153 amino acids. Lineage: Eukaryota; Metazoa; Arthropoda; Insecta; Diptera; Tephritidae. Gene Ontology annotation, biological process: sensory perception of light stimulus. The transcript has a single exon.